Dufourea novaeangliae is the source of this 1546-nucleotide messenger RNA. RefSeq names its product organic cation transporter protein-like. Gene Ontology annotation, biological process: transmembrane transport. Gene Ontology annotation, cellular component: membrane. The record is from RefSeq and is a predicted model, not a curated record. Gene Ontology annotation, molecular function: transmembrane transporter activity. Bases 14 to 1546 code for a protein of 510 amino acids. NCBI's taxonomy places the organism in Eukaryota, Metazoa, Arthropoda, Insecta, Hymenoptera, Halictidae. The transcript has 9 exons.
ACGUGCGAACGUAAUGCUGGAAAUGGCAAUGAAAGAACACGCAUCAGUGGAUGUCAUACAGAAUGCAAUGGGUGCUAUGGGUCCAUGGCACAUUGUGAUAGCUGUGGCUCUGUCUCUUGUAAAGUUUCCAGUUGCCUGGCAUCAACUAUCAAUUGUAUUUCUUGCACCUCCAACUAAUUUUUCAUGCGCAGCGCCAAUAUCAGCAACUAAUGAGUCUACAAUAAUGAAGUGCUAUGUAGAUGUAGGAAACGGUACUAUGGAAAAGUGCACAAGCUUUAAGUAUGACAAGCGCACAUUCAAAGAGAGCAUUAUAACUCAAUGGGACUUGGUCUGUGAUAGAGAGCAAUUAGCAAAUUUUGUACAGUCUUGUACAAUGUUUGGAGUGCUCAUUGGUAAUUUAGUGUUCAGUAUAAUGGCUGAUCGAAUUGGCAGAAGAAAACCAUUGAUGAUUGCAAUAGGAUUGCAAUCAUUGACUGGAUUUAUCAGUGCAUUUGUUCCUUGGUAUGGACUAUUUGUACUAUUUAAAUUUAUUUCUGCUGUCGCUACAGGUGGUACAAUGCUAGUUAGCUUUGUAUUGCUCAUGGAGAUUGUAGGAGUUGAAUGGCGCUCAAUUAUGUCGGUGCUCUUUCAUAUACCAUUCUUGUUAGGUCACUUAAUGAACCCUUUGAUCUCAUAUUUAACACGGACAUGGGAUGGGUUUCAAAUGGCAGUCUCCAUACCUUCAAUUUUUUUGUUGUCAUAUUACUGGAUUAUACCUGAAUCGCCAAGGUGGUUACUUGCUACUGGCAAACUAUCAAGAGCAGAAAAAAUUUUAAUUAAAGCAGCUGACAGAAAUAAAAUACCUAUAGAAAACGUUAAAAAAGCAAUUGAAACAUACGAAUGCAGUGCAAGAAUUAGGCAGAAACAAAAUGAAGAGAAAUACAAUAUUACACAUCUGUUUAGAACUCCAAAUCUAAGGUUCAAAACCAUUUGUAUAUGUAUUAAUUGGUUUGUUUGUGGUAGUUGUUUCUUUGGAUUGGCACAGUACAUGGGUUACAUCGAAGGUAACAGUUUUGUAAAUGUUGCUAUAUCCGCUGCCGUUGAAUUACCUGGAACUGUAAUAGUUCUUUUCUUGAUAUCGCGUGUUUCACGUUUGAGGAUCUUAAUCAGUGGCAAUAUUUUAUCAGGCUUAAGCUUGCUCUUAUUAACUGUAAUAUCCGAUUCAACUUUCACGGUAUGCUUAGCUACUUUGGGUCUCGCGGGAAUGGCUAUUAGCUUUCCAACUGUAUACCUAUACAGUAGCGAAGCAUUUCCAACUGUAAUUAGAAAUGUGGGUAUCGGACUGGGAAGUGUUUGUGCAAGAACUGGAAGCAUAAUUGCACCUUAUAUUGCAACCAUGGGAAAAAUUAAACCUUGGUUACCACCAGUGGUAUUUGGUAUUGGACCAUUACUUGGUGCCUUAUUAUGCUUAUUGUUACCAGAAACAAUGAACUGCAAGUUACCUGAAACUAUUGAAGAUGGUGAAAAUUAUGGGAAAAAAAAAAGUACACAAAGUACAGCAAAGUAA